Molecule: messenger RNA, 3889 nt
Organism: Cottoperca gobio
Lineage: Eukaryota; Metazoa; Chordata; Actinopteri; Perciformes; Bovichtidae
Gene: gmip
Product: GEM interacting protein
Exons: 21
Coding region: 199-3315 (1038 amino acids)
Biological process (GO): signal transduction; activation of GTPase activity; negative regulation of GTPase activity
Cellular component (GO): plasma membrane
Molecular function (GO): GTPase activator activity
Source: RefSeq, a predicted model, not a curated record
UAGAGGAAGAUCAUUUUGAGAACACAACGGCAGCAAGCUCAGAGCUGCAUGCUAACAAUUUAGUGUGUCAGUGUGUGCACACACUGCAUUGCAGAUUUCCUUCCCCCUCAACUGUUCUAUAUUGUGUAUUGCAGCGUGACCUUAAGGGCAGGUGAUGUGUGAGUGCUAUUGGUAGGCUCCCGUGGUGAAAGUGUAGCAAUGGAAGAAGAUAAAGUGCCAAACAAAGAUUCCCCUCAAGCCUCAGAUGUGAAGAAAGUGCAACGUAAAUCUGAAACCAAGCGAUACAGUGAGAUCUUCAGAGACUUUGAUAAUCUUGAGUUAUCUUUAAUUUCUUCUGCAGAGGAGGAUCUGCUGGCAGACAUCGACUCACAGUUCAUCUCAGAGUCCAUCUCGACAGAAAGCGCAGAUCUCACAGAGCAAGAAGAUGUGUCUGUAUGUGCUGAGGCCAAUGAAGCAGAUGGAAACCAACAUGCCCAGGAAGCAGACCUGGCCCUCUGCCGGUGUGACGACGGAGUGGAGACGGCGCUGCAGUACACCAAGAUGUGGUGCCGCUACGCCAAAGACCUUCUGGCUUGGAUGGAGAAGAGAAUCGGCUUGGAACAAGAAUUUUCAAAAAAUGUAAUGAAGACAGCUGAAGGAGCAAAAGUCAACGUGGGGCAGCAGGAAAUGAUGCCCCUGCAGUACAUCUACACAAUGGCGCUAGAGCAAGACAUCAAGAACAGUGUGACUUCUAGAAAGACAUCAGAACUGCUACAAAACCGCUGUCACCAAGCCUUGGCUGCCAAGAAGAAUGAGAUCGACAAGUGGCGCAGGGAAUUUAAGGAGCAGUGGGCAAGAGAACAAAGGAGGAUGAACGAAGCGGUGACAGCUUUUAAAAAAGCUCGUCAGCAAUACUUCCAGCGCUGUGAUGAGCUAGUAAAGGCUAAAGCUGUCUCUGCUAAAGCUGUAGACGACACAGCUGGAAUGAAAACAAUGGAUAAGAGGCGUAAAUCUAAGGGUGAAGCCCAGACUAAGGUGUUGGAGGCAGAACUGCUGUACAGACAGUGUGUGAGUGACGCCAAGAUCCACCAGGAUGAGUUAGUAAAGGUCAAAGAGAGAAUUAUUUCCCACAUUCGCAAGCUCAUCUGUCAGGGAGACACUGUGCUCAAGGAGGCCACAGUCAACAUGUUUUACUUCCAGCGGCAGCAGACAGAGCCUAUUCCCCUCGGCUAUCACAACCUAGAGUUGACGUGCAGGUCCCUGGAGCCUGGCGAGCCCUACCUGCUGUACAUCAUCAGCAAGCGUCGCCCCGAACGACCUGUCCAAGUCUUUACCUUCCAGGACUAUGUUCCACAGUGCAAAGGGAACAAACAAAAAACCAGCAAUCCUCACAGCUCUCUGCAGGACUCUUCACCUAUAACAGAUGAUAGCCAUUUCACACGGCACAGCAAUGGCAGUGCUCUAGGGAGAGCAGGGCACAGUGACAGUGAGAGUUUUGGAGGCAGUUUAGAAUCUCUGUCCAGCCCUGCUCACACUAAUAGGAGACUGCCUAAAACCGCAUCAACUUUGACAGUUUCAUCAGACGAUAUGGACGAACGGGAUAUGGCGUCAGAAUCAGAAUGCGUUGACCAGCCAGUCAAAGUGCGCACGCUUUCACGAGCUGCACUGACGCACCGACUCAGGAAGAUGAAGAGCAAGAUGGUCAAAUGCAAGCAUUGUGAAAACUACAUUGUUGUCAAUGGGGUUGAAUGUGAGGAGUGCGGGCUGGCUUUUCACAGGAAGUGUAUGGAAGUGUGUCUGCUGGAGUGUGAGAACACGAAGGGGACCGUGUUCAGGGUGGACCUCUCUCUGCUGUCUCAGGACCAGCCCAACAAGGUGCCAUUUGUGGUGCUGCUCUGCACGUCUGAGAUUGAGAGUCGCGCCCUCUCGGUCCAGGGGGUGUAUCGUGUGAGUGGGUCCAAGCCCCGCAUCCAGAAGCUCUGUCAGGCCUUUGAGAUGCAAAAGGAGCAGGUGGACCUGUCUGACCUUUCACCACAUGACAUCACCUCUAUUCUUAAGCACUUCUUCAAGGAGCUCCCAGAGCCCUUACUAACCUUUGACCUGUACAAUCACUUCACCGCGGUGGGAAAGACCAUUCAGCAUCUGGGUGAAAGGGAUCCACCACCAGACACUAACGAGAUAACGGACAUCAUUCACAACCUGCAAAAGCUACUACAGAAACUCCCUCCAUAUUACUACAGCACCUUGCAGCACAUGAUGUCUCACCUGAAAAUAGUUUCAGAGAACUACGAGAACAAGAUGUGCCCCAGCAAUUUGGGUAUUGUGUUUGGGCCAACACUAUUGCGCCCUCUUCUGUCUACGGAAAUGUCAAUAAAUGCCCUGCUGGAGACCAGUUACCAGGCUGUACUUGUAGAGUUCCUCAUCACACACCAUGACAUGGUUUUUGGCCUUCAGCGGAGACACAGUAUGCCCCCUCCCCCGGCCCCCACUGCACCUCUUCCAGACACCCCUCCCAGAGCUUCCUGUGCCCUGGAUGGGGAAGUUUGCACCGGCUCUGAACAUGAAACCUCCACCAGAGAGCGGCCAAACUCACAAAGUCGAACAAUCAAGAGAGAGUCAAGCGAGGGUUAUAUAUCUGACAAGUCUUCAUCCAAUGAGGCAGUGGACCAGCUCAGCCCUGAAGCCAAUGAGAGAGCAGUCCUGGCUAUGAGUGGAGCAUCGAGCGACCCUCAGGGUGAGCGGGAGAGGGAACCAGAUUCUGUUUUGGGAACCCAGCCACACUAUCGCUUCACCAGACAGCCUGUGAAAUAUUACCGUCAUCAUAACCCAGGAACCAGACUCCCCAACCCAUGUCGUACAGCCAGACAGCCUGCAGCCUCAGCAAGGGACUGUCCAGGAAGUGCAGACAGCAGCCGCAGCUCCUCUCCAGAGCCAGGGACACAGAGACUUUCCCAAAAUUUAGACGUCCACUUUGAGAACACCCACCAGCCACACCAGGCCGCCUUUGCCGCAGAGAUUAAAGUGGACGUCCCACUGAGCCCCCGCAAAGUUGUGCAGUACAUGCUGGGACUAGACUCAAUAUUUACAUCAGCUGCAACUGAGACAUCAUCCUGUACAGCACAGGAGUCUUCUCAGGAGGUGGCAUCUGGGUGUCAAGCUGGUCAGAACAUACAUUUGUCCAGUAACAGACGGAGUGCUGGACUAAGUCAGGCUCUGUGUGAGUCACAAAACACAUUUCCUGUUGAAAUGAACUUGACCUCACCAGCACAAAAGAUCCUGUCUGGCCUGAAGUUGAGGCGCUGCCAAUCCGGGAAGGACGAGCAGCUCUUUGUCUGAGGAAACAUAGAAAUCUCCAGACGGUUCACUGGAAUAGAUUCAAACACACUGGAGGAUAUACAAUCAUUAAUAUCACCCUUAGUGUGUGUAACAACUAUCGAGAUUCAUAAGUUACCUUGAAGUUAAAUGUGUUAAACUCGUACUCUUUAAGUGUUGAAAGGUACAGACCUAAUGCUUACUUGGAUCCCACAGCCUUAUUAUGACUAAUCCUCUUUAAAAUGUUGAUCUGUCGACGAUCCAGCUGUGUAAUACCCAGACCAGACAAGAUAGUUUCACAUAUUUAUCAUCCAUCCAUCCAUCCAUCCAUCCAUCCAUCGUCUACCGCUUAUCCGGGGUCGGGUCACAUAUUUAUCAGUUUUUCAGAAAUCUUUAGUAUAUUUGAAUGUAACAAGCAGGUGGCUUGAGAUUGCAGGUUAAGAGAAGUUUCUGAGCAAACUAUAAUUUGCUAAAUACAAAUGCCAUCAAGAGUUUUAUUUGUAAGGUAAUUGUGUUAACUAUUUGUUGUGCUUUUUAAACAUUUUAUAGACUCCAGAUGGAACUUUUUUGUGGUACAUAAACUAUGAUAUGCCUUUGU